Messenger RNA from Daldinia caldariorum, 2374 nucleotides. Its product is annotated as mitochondria protoheme IX farnesyltransferase. The record is from RefSeq and is a predicted model, not a curated record. Gene Ontology annotation, biological process: heme biosynthetic process. Gene Ontology annotation, molecular function: protoheme IX farnesyltransferase activity. The transcript has a single exon. NCBI's taxonomy places the organism in Eukaryota, Fungi, Ascomycota, Sordariomycetes, Xylariales, Hypoxylaceae. Gene Ontology annotation, cellular component: mitochondrion; mitochondrial membrane. Bases 366 to 1853 code for a protein of 495 amino acids.
GGCCGCUAAUACCUCUGUCGAGUUUAUGCAUCAAUUGAUAACGAAAAGAUAAGCCUUCACCUAGUUUAUGCCUCAGGGCUCUAGGUAGGUAAUCGGCCUAACGGGAAAAUGGAUCGGCCGAGGUCUGAUUUUCUCAUACCCUUUGUGUCCCGACUUAUCAAAUCACUUAUCAAAUCAUUUCCAUCCCGCAAUCUGCAGCCCCUCCGAUCCCACAUCUCAAAUCGGUGUUGAGCCUCAGCUCCAAGCUCCAGCUCCAGCUCAGCUCCCCAGCUUUCCCCUCCCCAGCUUCCGAGCUCUGCCACGUUCUAGACUAAUGAGCGUUGUCCCCUAGUCAAACCUCAUUGGCGACAUGAGCUGCGGUCAGUAUGCGCCUACGGCCUUACGGAUUUCUACUCCGUCCUUCUACUCUCGGUGAUCUCUGCUGGCGGUGCAGUUAUCAACUGAGCUAUGCGAACCCCCUUCUUACCAGGGCCGUGUCCCACACCGCCCCCGUAGCACCGAAGCAGCAAUCUCGACUGAGGGCUGGAUACUUCUUGUCUAACAAAAUUCUACUUCCGCAUCACGAUGGUGCAAGCUCCCAGUCCUCCACGGCCCCGACCGCUCCCGACGAAGCCGGCAAGACUCUGGAAACGAAUCAAGCAAACCAUCCUCUCCCCCAUCGGCGACGUCAAGCAGCAAGGCGCCACGCUGCUAAUGCGCCCGAGUCCACCCUUCCGACUGAUGCCGAAGCUCCUCUCCCGCAAGAUGCCUCAUCCGCGCUCACGACGGCCUCUACGAAACAUCCAGCCAAUUCUUUCCGCCGACAGCUAUCCCUCCUCCUCUCCUUAUCGAAGCCUCGCCUCACCGUCCUAGUCGUCCUCACCGCGAUGGCGCCGUAUGCCUUAUACCCCGUACCGGCCUUUCUCUCCCCGUCCAUCGGCCUAGACACUCCCUCCCUCUCGCCCUUGACGCUGACCUUUCUCACCAUCGGAACCGCCCUCUGCUCCGCCAGCGCGAACGCUCUUAAUAUGCUCUACGAACCGGCUUGGGAUGCCAAGAUGACGCGCACGCGGAACAGACCUCUCGUGAGGGGCCUCCUAUCCGAACGCAGGGCUCUCGUCUUCGCCGUCGUCGCUGCUGUCGCCGGAGUGGGCAGUCUCUACUUCGGCGUAAAUCCCACCGUCGCCUUCCUCGGCGCCGCCAAUAUCGCCCUCUACGCCGGAGUUUACACACCGAUGAAGCGCGUCUCGUGGCUCAACACCUGGGUCGGGGCGCUCGUCGGCGGAAUACCGCCGCUUAUGGGUUGGGCUGCGGCCGCUGGCGAAUCGGCAACGGGAGACGGAUCGUUCCGCGAACUCCUCUUUACGACCGACGCGAUAGGCGGCUGGCUGCUUGCCGCGCUCCUUGUUGCCUGGCAGUUUCCUCACUUCAUGGCCCUGUCGUGGCCUAUAAGAGAGGAAUACAAAGCGGCCGGCCACAAAAUGCUGUGCUGGAUCAACCCUGCCCGCAACGGGCGCGUAGCCCUAAGGUACAGCUUGUUAUUCAUCCCUCUGUCUGUCGCCCUCUGCGCGGUAGGAGUAACGGAAUGGACAUUCGCGGUGACAAGCCUCCCCGUCAACCUCUGGCUGGCGCGAGAGGCGGUGCGAUUCUGGAAACACGAGGGCUUCAAGGGGAGCGCGCGGGGUCUGUUUUGGGCCAGCGUCUGGCACCUACCGGCCAUCAUGGUGCUGGCUCUGGUUCAGAAGAAGGGGAUGUGGGGGCGGGUCUGGAGAAGUAUCGUUGGAGAGCCAGAUUUGGACGAGGAAGAAGAAGAGGAGGAGGACUGGAUUGUAGAUCAAGUAGGUCAAGAAGAUGAGGCCGCUGGGUCUAAGUGAUGCGGUGUUCCCGUCGUGCUCCUAUAGACCUAGUCGAGACGGUCUAGAUCGAACCCAAAAGUCUAGCAUGUAACAUAUAUCUUGUCGAUUGUAUAUAAUGGGAGGUUUUAGAACGACACUCGGCCGGGGCGUGUUGCACUGUACGAAUACGUGCGGUCGGUACAAGAGUCAAGAUACCUACCUGCUCUUACAGGGACCAACGAACAUAGAUGACGGAUAUGCCAUCACGAUCAUGACCACCGCAUAGCUGUACGGCCUAGUGAUUAAAUGCUGUGUUUGGCUAUAGCUAGAAACCCCUUAUGAGCUCAACCGAUACGUCUUCACCCCUAAUCCUGUGGUAUCUAUGCAUGAAGAUCUAAUGUAUAGUAUAUUGGUAGGUAGUCAUAAGUUUUCCGGUGCAGAAAUGCAGUCAUUAGCCGGUAGGAAAAUACCCCGGGCCCAGCAACCCCAGUCCCCUAAUUUUUUGAUCCGCAGUGAAUAUAGAAGGGUUAGUAUAGUCAAUAAUAGGCCAAAUCCCCCCU